AGAUAAGAUAGACUUUAUUGAUCUCACAGUGGAGACAUUUUUUCAUGUUUCAACAUCAACCGUUCAGAUAUUUUUGUCGUAGAGACCAACACAAGGUUAUACAUAAUUUUAAAGUAGGUUUCUUUUGUGACUUCUUUACAAAUAGAAAUUUGAGAAAUGACCUGCAUUUCAAUUCAGCGUCCUUUACUCUGAUACCCCAAAAUAAAAUAAAAUGCAGCCGUUUGGCUUCAGAAGUCAGCCACUUGUUAAAUAGAUUUUACUGCACAGCGCCCUUAACACAAAGUAAUCCACCAAACGAAUCACAGAGGAGUUGCGCAGAAGUUUAAAGCCGUGUUUGGGUAAGCAGCAACCAAGCUGCAAACGCAUCAAGAAGCACCCUUCAAUCCAUCGUCUGAAAAUGGAAACACUGAGGCACCAUUGCAAACUUAUAAGCAUGUGGCUGUCCACUUAAAAACAACAGUCCAGGCUGAGUAUUAACCAGAGCAGCAGGAAGGAGGCCCACAGUGACUCUGGAUGACCUGCAGAGAUUCACUGCUCAGGUGGAAUGAUCUGCUGAUGGGACAACCCUGGGUCGUGUAAUCUACUCAUCUGGGCUUCAAAUAAAAUUAGCGAGAAGAUAAUACGUCACAAUGUAUUGGGGACACGGCAUAUCCCAGAGGAUAUACUGUACAGUAAGCUCAAAAGAGACCUUUUUGGCCUCCGUGCAAAAUGCAAUGUAUUGAGGAAAACCAACACAUGAUUUGGCAUACCAUUCCCACAGUGAAACACGGUGGUGGCAGCAUCAUGCCGUCAGCAGAGACAGGGAAGCUGGUCAGAAUGGAAAGAAAGGUGUAAGGAGCAAAACUGUCCCACUGCAAAUAGACUUUCCUGGGGUGGGAGGUCCUCAAUCCCCUAAACAUACAGUACAGCCAGAGGUACAGUUGACUUGUUUGGUUUAAAGCAUGUUUAGAUUGUGUUAAAAUGGUGUAUCCAAAGCCAUAAUUUAUGUUGGACUAUCACAUAAAAUCCCUUUAAAAUACUCAGGUUUGUGAUUGUGACGUGGCAAAAAGGUCAAACGAUUGCUUUUUUCAAGUCCCCGUGAGAGGCUGUACAUACAGUAGUGUUUUAUAGAUUUUACUUGACAGUUCGGGGAAGGACUUGUGUUUGUCUUGUGACUUUGAAAACCUUUGCUCCUACAGGCAGUAAAAGUGGAAAUAAAAGGCACAACGCCGCGUAGAGCGUUAUCGGUUUGCGUUAAGGUUACUGACUUUUAAGUUCUGUCUUCGUUCUGGAUUAUGAGAGAGGAAACUGAAAGUGCUAGGAAUCAGUUCAGCGUCUCUCCUGCCUUCUCCAUGCAGCAGGUCAUCAGUGUCUGGGUGCGAGACCCGCGGAUACAAAAGAAUGACUUCUGGCAUGCCUACAUAGACUAUGAGAUCUGUUUGCACACCAACAGCGUGUUCUUCACCAAAAAGACCUCGAGAGUGAGGCGAAGGUACAGUGAGUUUGUGUGGCUCAGGCAGAAACUGCAGGCGAAUUCCCUCCUAAUGAUACAGCUACCACAGCUUCCACCCAAAAACCCCUUUUUCAGUCUGAACAACGGCCAGCAGGUUGCAGAUCGGAUGAAAGGGCUCCAGAAGUUUUUGGAACAAAUCCUCCAAAGCAAUCUGGUGCUGUCCGACAGCUGCCUGCACCUUUUCCUUCAGUCCCAGCUGAGCGUUUCCAAAAUAGAGGCCUGCGUCGCCGGAAAGACCAGCUUCUCCGUGGCCCAGGCCGUCCAGAGCAGCGGCUUGAGGAGAUUUCACUCAGAGGAGGACCUGCAGAGGGACCUCAGCGUGUCCUGUGACUCUGACUCAGAUAGCUCAGACUGUAGAGACCCACGGCACAAGAAUAAAGUCUCGCCAUUAAGCAAAUCGAAGAGCGCAGCCACACUUGAUCUGAGGGGGGCCUGCCAAGAGGAACUGCUCAGUUGCUCGUCGGGUUCUGUGUGAAAACUGAAAACUGCUGAAUACAAGCUUAGGUGUACUUACUUGAUUCACAUCCAGAGCCCUGGACGUGUUACGACCUAAAAAGAAAAAAAAUAAAUGUUACCUGUUUUGCUAGCCUGCAAACUCCUUUUUGCUUUUGUGGUAUUUUAUUGCACUAAUUUUUAAACCUGUUCAACAAAAUCAGUGACUAAUUUAAUUUCAGAAAUUCCAAAAUUCAUGUGCUGUGUAAGGAAUGACUUGCAAAAGUAUUUACUCUCCUUCAACCUUUUCACAGUGUCUCAUGUUGUAACGUGAGGCCCUGGCA
Messenger RNA from Fundulus heteroclitus (mummichog), 2268 nucleotides. RefSeq names its product sorting nexin 10b (gene snx10b). Lineage: Eukaryota; Metazoa; Chordata; Actinopteri; Cyprinodontiformes; Fundulidae. The coding region runs from base 1275 to 1967 and encodes 230 amino acids. The record is from RefSeq and is a predicted model, not a curated record. The transcript is spliced from 6 exons. Gene Ontology annotation, molecular function: phosphatidylinositol binding. Gene Ontology annotation, biological process: intracellular protein transport.